Funneliformis mosseae is the source of this 2400-nucleotide messenger RNA. The record is from the annotation of a GenBank genome assembly. Lineage: Eukaryota; Fungi; Glomeromycota; Glomeromycetes; Glomerales; Glomeraceae.
AUGUUAUUAUUAUCUAAUUUUAUUGGCGGGAAAUUUGCUUCUCUUAAAGAAGAAACUUACAUUGACAGUUAUAAUCCCUCGACAGGAAAAGUUUAUGCAAGAAUUCCAAAUUCUACAGAGUACGAAAUUAAUUUAGCGGUUGAAGCAGCUCAAAAAGCGUUUCAAACAUGGUCGAAAACUUCCCGCUCAACAAGAGCUCAAAUCAUGUAUAAAAUUGCUGACAUACUUGAAUCAAAAUUGAAUGAAUUCGCAAUAGCAGAAUCAAUAGACCAAGGAAAAACUUUGGAAUUCGCAAAGAAUGUUGACAUUCCAAGGUCUAUUUAUAACUUUAGAUAUUUUGCCGGUCAUAUCCUACAUACUGAAGAAAAAUCUACUGUUAUGGAUAAUAUAGCUUUGAAUUAUAUUCAAAGAUCUCCUUUAGGCGUCGCUGGACUAAUCUCUCCAUGGAAUUUACCCUUGUAUCUGUUAACCUGGAAAAUUGCUCCAUGUAUCGCAGCUGGUUGCACCUGUGUAGCAAAACCCAGCGAAUUUACCAGUGUGACCGCGUACAUGCUUUGUGACGUUUUCAAACAAGCUGGUUUGCCUGAAGGUGUGGUUAACAUAAUAUUUGGCACAGGGUCAAAAGCCGGACAAGCACUUGUGUCUCAUCCUAAAGUACCUUUGAUUUCCUUUACUGGUGGCACCGUAACCGGGAAAAAGAUUAAUGAAACUUGUGCGCCAUUAUUCAAGAAAGUUUCUUUGGAACUAGGUGGAAAGAAUGCUAAUAUUAUAUUUGAAGAUUGUGAUUUUGAAAAAACCGUUGAUACAAGCAUAAGAGCCGCGUUUUCUAAUCAAGGAGAGAUCUGUUUAUGUGGGUCACGAAUAUUUGUACAAAAAUCAAUCUAUCCGAAAUUCCUUGAUGCGUUUAUUUCACAAGCACGCCAAUUAGUGGUUGGAGAUCCAAAAGAUCCUAAAACUAAAGUUGGCGCAUUGAUUAGCAAGCAGCACAUGGAAAAGGUUCUUAAAUAUAUUGAAUUGGCAAAAGAAUAUGGUGGCAUUAUCGAAUGUGGUGGAAUAAGAAAAAAACUUGAUGGAGAAUUCAGUGAUGGAUAUUUUGUUGAACCAACUGUAAUCACAAAUAUUAAAUCGUCUUGUCGUGUUGCACAGGAAGAAAUCUUUGGACCGGUAAAGGAGGCCAUUAACUUGGCUAAUGACAAUCAAUAUGGUUUAAGUUGUUCUAUCUGGAGUGAAAAUGGAAGGCGUGCUCGUCGAGUUGCAGAAUCUAUUCAAGUUGGAUAUGUGUGGGUUAAUUGUUGGAUGGUUAGAGACUUGAGAGUACCUUUUGGUGGAGUAAAGAAGAGUGGUAUUGGAAGAGAAGGUGGAGAAUAUAGCAUGAAUUUUUUCACAGAACAGAAAACCAUUUUAAUUAAUUUAAAAGCAUUGAAAUUACACCGUUAUCGCGUUGAGUUAGUUGUAUCGGAUGAAAGAUGUGAAAUUGGCCCUCCCAUAGGCAAUGCUAAUGUUUAUAAUUCAAAUACAAGUAUGUUAAGGGAUGAUAAUAACAAAGAUUCUUUACAAUCUUUUAAUUUAUCAGCUUUUUUUUCAUUAACUGGUAACGUGGUAGCGGUGUUUGAUGAAAUGUUUGAACAUCUUUUGACGGUCCUGAAGCUUGGAGGAUUUUUGGGUAAAGAUUCAUCGGGAUUAUUUGUGAAGCCCUUCAUAAAUCAUUUCAUUAUGGACCAAAUAAUGUUUCAACAACCUGUCAGUUAUCAACAUACAAAACAAGAAACGGGAACAAUGUCGCUCAGCGAUAGGUUCACUUUAAUUAAAUUGCAAAAACGUGAUAUUUCUAAUGAUAAAUCGGUUAAUCGAAAAUGGAACCGGGAAAAACUUCAAAAGAACUUCAGGGUUGGACAAGCAAUAGAAGGUCGAUCCGUCUUUAGUCGAAUCGGUGCCGUCACAUCAUCUACAUUUUCUAUCAACCAUAAAAAUCUAAAUGGAUGUAUGAAUACGGAAGAGAUUCAGGAUUUCGGAUCAAUUAUUGAUGUUGGAAAUAAGAAAAUGAAUGGAAAUAGAUCAAAUCAUGUAGAUUUUAAUUCAAACCUUUUUGUCAUUCAUGAAGAAGAUGGUACGUAUUCUGAAUUAAAGUUGGAAUUUGAAGAAGAUAAUAAGGAAAAAGUAGAGGUUUUGGCACCUAAUUUUCAACUUGAUCCAGCAACAAAGAGAAUAUCAAGGAUAUUACCAAAGAAAAGAAAGUUUACUGUGGAUAUAAAUGAACUCGAUAGAGAACUUGAAGAAUAUAUGAUUGCGGCACCUCGCAAAACACCUCCCAUUCCUCCUCCAGAUAUAAAGAAUAAUAUAGAUGAUGAUUUAAUCGAUCUGAUCGACUUUGAUAUUGAUUUUAUGGACAUGGAUGCAUGA